Molecule: messenger RNA, 480 nt
Organism: Prorocentrum cordatum
Lineage: Eukaryota; Dinophyceae; Prorocentrales; Prorocentraceae
Source: the annotation of a GenBank genome assembly
AUGCCGCGGCUGCUGCGCGCGUCGCACGGUCGGCUGGUCCCCAAAGCCCCCCAGAAUUUGGCGGCUUGGAAAUUGGCGAUCCGACAGAAGGCCGCUCCGAGGCCUCUCGGCCUCCGAGCGGCAGUCGGGAUUCCACGGGGACCUGCCACGGCGACUCCGACGUCCAGCUGGAGCGCCUCCACCGUGGAGAAGGCCACUUCCUCCCCAUGCCGCGGCCCUGGCAUCGCGGGCGGCGUGAGUGUCAACUCGCCGUCAAAGCCGCGCUCUGACUGCGACGUGUCACCGCACUGUUGCCGUGCCGAUGUGUCGAGUCGGCGGCGUGCGAGAAGGCCCUCGGCACGGCUGCAGCGCCCCAGCGGCGACCAAAACUCGCGGCCGUGGCACACUGCGCUGUCGCAACGAGGCCUGAACUCGGCCCGAGAAUGCGUUGAGCAUCGAUUGACAAACUGCGGGGAACCGUGGAAAACGUUUUGGCGCUAG